AUGUUGCGUCUUGUGGAUGAAGACGGGCAGCCGGCUGUGAUCGGACUGAGCCGCGGCUUGUGGUUGAAUCUGUCGGAUUUUGUUGGCGAGAUGAAGAGCUUGGGAAAGGCCGAACCGACCGAGGGCAAACAAGGCUCCGCAGAGGGCUCACAGCUUGGAUUUCCUAGAAAUUGGCCUGCUGCUUAUAGUUCAAGCUCGUUGAAAGCACUGAUUGGCAAGCGUGGCGUGCUUCCUGGAAAGCGGGUGGCAGUGGCAGGGGGGCCUUCAGAAGAAGAGAAGAAAGUGUUGAAGCCACUUUCUUUUGAAGCCCGUCCUUUUCCGCAAAGCUUUUCAAACGCACAAUUCAUUGCCAAACUCCAGCCAGGUCUCUCGAUUGUGCGCGGGUGGGUUGUUUGGGAGUGGCUGGACCAAGAGCCUGGCAAGUUUCUUGCGCAGCGAUAUUGGUGGAACAGUCACCACGAUGGUCGUUGGGUGGACUUCACUCCGCGGCCCAGUGGUAUUGAUCAAUUGCUGCUGGUGGAGGCUGAAGGGGAACGUGACAAAGAGCCGAAAGAACUCCAAGUCCUGAGCAGGGCACAAGCUGAACUGACUAACCAGCUGCUGUCAAGGUUUGCUCCAGAGCCUCAUGGGCCCCAUAGCCCCUGUGUCAAGGAGCAGCCCGCUCAAAAGCUGCAGGCAAAGCCACAGGCAAAGUCGCAGGCAAAGCCACAGGCAACGCCACAGGCUGCCAAAGCAUUGGACUACUCAAAGUGGAGCAACAUUGUGGAUUCCGAUGAAGAACAAGAUGAACAAGGUGGGUUUCGAGAUGAAGAUGUUGGGGUGAAAGAUUUGGCCGAAGGUCCUCGAGGCACAGCUAAAAAAGAACCUCCCAUCCCCGACUAUUUGCUGGGAAGCACGAAUGGCGGAGGUGGCACCAACUGUCUCACCUCCCUGGUGAAAAUGCUGGACUCAGAGCAGACACAAGAAAAUGCACAUCAAUUGGCACAAGUCUUUGGUCGAACUUUCCACAGUGCAAUGCUUGAUAAAGCAAGGCAGGACUUUUACAAGAAGGCCUUGGAGGCCAUGAAAGAGGUGGCAAAAGAUGCUUAUGUAGUGAUUCUUGGCAUCGGGUCCCUUCUUCCAAUGCUUCGUGUCGCCCAUAGCUUUAGUGGAGUGCUGCUGGAAAGCUCCGCGAAGUUGGCGGACUUGGCUCAGCAGCUGUUGAGCAGCAAUCAAGUUGGCACACACCUGAAGGUCGCGGUGGUGAAAGCCUUAGACGAUCAUGAAGCUGUCCAAGAGGCUUUACAACAACAUGUGCCUGCGGGGUCGUGCACUGUCGUCGUUUUGACAGAGAGGAUGGCACAUGAUCUCCUUUCGAAUGGCAUUGUGCCUUGCAGCCUGGCCGUGCACGAGGCACUGAGGAAGCUGGUGCCCUCGGCCAGGAUUCGGCACAUCCCACAGACAGUGGAACUGCUGGUUGCUCCAGCUGAGAUUAGAUCUGACCGUCUCAAAGACUUCGACAUACGCCCUUUCAAUGCUUUGCGGCACACCUCCUCAAACGACAAGGCCGAUUUUUGGUGGUGGCCAGUACGCAUGGAUAACCAGCAAAACACUGUGUGCUCUGUCCUUGGCCCGAGCAAGACCCUUUGUGGCUUUGAUUUUGACCGAGCUCCGGAAAUUGCAUUGGAUGAGGUGCGGAGACCCUUGAAACUUCAGGCUUUGCAGAGGGGGCGCUGCAAUUGCGCAGCAGUUUGGUGGGUGGCCAAAUUUCAGGACUUGGAGUACUCCACUCGCCCACUUAUGGCUGGAAGGGGUGUAGACCAGAAGGACAGAGCACAGCAAAGAUCCGAGUGGAAACAAGCCAUCCACUACUUGGCUGGAGAAACCGCGCUGUUUCCGGGAGAUGUCAUUGAGUUGCUCGUGUCCAUUACUCCGAGAUUCACGUUCCGGAUGAUGCAACAAAGCCCCAUGUCAGUUGAGGCCCCACUGUGGGUGCAAGCACCGACAAACAGCAAGUUCAGCGCAACUUUGCCGAUCUUACCAUAUCAUUUCCUCAUGAUGACAGACUUGGAACGCCUGAGAGUUUAUCAAGAUGCCCUUCGAGAUGCAAUCCGAAACCAGAGCAAGAAGCUGGGACGCCGCUGUCGCGUUUUGGAUGCUGGCUGUGGUAUUGGGCUCCUGGGUUUAAGUGCAGCCUUGGAAGGCGCAGAGGUCUGGCUGUGCGAAGCGGUGCCUUUGAUGCGCCACGUUUGCCGGGAGGUGGUGGCUGCCAACGCAGGCCUUGUUGCAGAGAAGCGUGGACUGGUUCAGCUGCUUCCACCCAUGAUGUCCACGCGGCUCCACACCGAGGAUGUGCCAAAGUUUGACAUUGUUGUCUCAGAAGUGAUGGAUUUGUGGUGCCUUGGAGAAGGAAUCAUUCCCACCAUGCGGCAUGCUCAUAAGAAAUUGCUGGCUGAAGAUGGUGUCAUGUUGCCGGGGAAGUUGCAGAUCUAUGCUCAACCCUUAGAGCUUUCUCUUUGGAGCGAAGUGGAGCAGAAGGAGCAGCUGGAGCUGUCCAUGUUGACGCAACAAUUUAAGAACAAGUUCUCAGCUCUCCGCAUCGACCAAUUCGCACACCGUUUCUUGACAGAGGAACCCAUUCUUGCACUGGAGAUAGACUUGUCAGAUGUACCUCCUCAGCCAGCUGAAGGUGAAGCAAACAUUGAGGGAGGUGUGAAACUCUGCAUUCGCAUGGGCGGCAAACCAGCUCUUCGUGCCAAGGUUAGCUCAACCAAGAUUGAUCAUCGUGGGAUGCUAUCAGGCUAUGGCAUUUGGUGGUCCGCUGACCUGCGCAAUGGGCACAGUGUCACCAGCGAUCCUCGUAAUCCACAGAGGAGUUGGAAGCAACUUGUGAGAUGGCUUGACCAACCACGACCGGUGGAACAGAACGAGGAGAUUCAGGUGAGCUGGACAGAUUGGCAGGCGCCGCCUGGCGGCGGCGGUGCGUCCAAAUAA
Messenger RNA from Durusdinium trenchii, 2973 nucleotides. The record is from the annotation of a GenBank genome assembly. NCBI's taxonomy places the organism in Eukaryota, Dinophyceae, Suessiales, Symbiodiniaceae.